CUCCAGAAGCAAAAACUUCACCUUUCUCUCCAAGGCAACUUCUUUUCGUCGCUAAUAGAAGAGCCUAGAAUUCUUCUGCAUUCAUAUAUAUAAACUACCCUGCCCGUACCCCUCUGCUUCCUCACAAAAAUCACAUCGAAAGUGUUCAUACAAAGUCGAGUUUCAUUCUUCCUUCAUUGGUUCCUGUAGGAGUACCAAUUCAUAUUUUUAGCUUCUAUACUCAAUGGCGGAUGUUCAAAUGGCUGAGGCAGAGACCUUCGCUUUCCAAGCUGAGAUUAACCAGUUGUUGAGUUUGAUCAUCAACACUUUCUACAGCAACAAGGAGAUUUUCCUCCGGGAAAUUAUUAGCAAUUCUUCUGAUGCAUUGGAUAAGAUCCGAUUCGAGAGUUUGACGGACAAGAGCAAGCUCGAUGCUCAACCUGAACUCUUCAUUCGCAUUGUUCCUGAUAAGGCGAACAAGACGCUAUCCAUUAUUGAUAGCGGUAUCGGCAUGACCAAAGCAGAUUUGGUCAACAAUCUGGGUACGAUUGCGAGGUCCGGCACCAAGGAAUUUAUGGAAGCCUUGCAGGCUGGUGCAGAUGUGAGCAUGAUUGGUCAAUUUGGUGUUGGUUUCUAUUCCGCUUACCUCGUAGCGGAGAAGGUUAUUGUGACCACCAAGCACAAUGAUGAUGAGCAGUACGUCUGGGAAUCACAAGCCGGUGGUUCAUUCACUAUUACGAGGGAUGUCAAUGGAGAGCAAUUGGGCAGAGGAACUAAAAUAACUCUCUUCCUCAAGGAGGACCAGCUGGAGUACUUGGAAGAAAGGAGAAUCAAGGACCUCGUAAAGAAGCACUCUGAAUUCAUUAGCUAUCCUAUUUACCUCUGGACUGAGAAGACUACGGAAAAAGAAAUCAGUGAUGAGGAAGAUGAUGAGCCCAAGAAAGACGAGGAGGGUGCUGUUGAGGAGGUCGACGAGGAUAAAGAGAAGGAGAAAGGAAAGAAAAAGAAGAUUAAGGAGGUUUCUCACGAGUGGCAGCUCAUUAACAAGCAGAAACCUAUCUGGUUGCGCAAACCGGAGGAGAUUACAAAGGAGGAGUAUGCCUCCUUCUACAAGAGUUUGACAAAUGACUGGGAGGAUCACCUUGUUGUCAAACACUUCUCUGUUGAGGGACAGCUUGAGUUCAAGGCAAUCCUCUUUGUGCCCAAGAGAGCUCCAUUUGAUCUUUUUGACACCCGGAAAAAGAUGAACAACAUCAAGCUCUAUGUCAGGAGGGUGUUCAUUAUGGACAACUGUGAGGAAAUUAUGCCCGAGUACCUUGGAUUUGUGAAGGGUGUUGUGGACUCUGAUGAUUUGCCUCUCAACAUCUCUCGUGAGAUGCUACAACAGAACAAAAUUCUCAAGGUGAUUAGGAAGAACCUCGUGAAGAAAUGCAUUGAGAUGUUCAAUGAGAUUGCUGAGAACAAGGAAGAUUAUAACAAGUUCUACGAGGCCUUCUCAAAGAACUUGAAAUUGGGCAUUCACGAAGAUAGCCAGAACAGAGCCAAGUUGGCUGACCUGCUUCGUUACCACUCUACCAAGAGUGGCGAUGAGCUGACGAGCCUGAAGGACUAUGUUACUAGGAUGAAGGAAGGCCAGAAAGAUAUCUACUAUAUUACUGGAGAGAGCAAGAAAGCAGUUGAGAAUUCUCCAUUCUUGGAGCGUCUCAAGAAGAAAGGAUAUGAAGUGCUCUACAUGGUUGAUGCCAUUGAUGAAUAUGCCGUGGGGCAGCUGAAAGAAUAUGAUGGUAAGAAACUAGUCUCUGCCACCAAGGAGGGAUUGAAGCUCGAUGAUGACAGUGAAGAAGAGAAGAAGAAAAAGGAGGAGAAGAAAAAGUCUUUUGAGAAUCUCUGCAAGAUAAUCAAAGACAUCCUUGGUGAUAGGGUUGAGAAGGUGGUUGUUUCUGAUAGGAUUGUUGAUUCUCCAUGUUGCUUGGUGACUGGCGAAUACGGUUGGACAGCCAACAUGGAAAGAAUCAUGAAGGCUCAGGCUUUGAGGGAUAGCAGCAUGAGUUCUUACAUGUCCAGCAAGAAGACAAUGGAAAUUAAUCCUGAUAAUGGAAUUAUGGAAGAAUUGAGGAAGAGAGCUGAGGCAGACCAAAAUGACAAAUCAGUGAAGGAUCUCGUGUUGUUGCUCUUUGAGACAGCUCUACUGACAUCUGGUUUUAGCCUUGAUGACCCUAAUACCUUUGCAGCAAGAAUCCACAGGAUGUUGAAGUUGGGCCUCAGCAUAGAGGAGGAAGAAGAAGCCGGUGAAGAUGCUGACAUGCCUGCACUGGAGGAAACUGGUGAGGAAAGCAAGAUGGAAGAAGUGGACUAAUGAUUGAAAUCAGUUGAGACUUGAGAUGUGUGAAAAGUACAAUUUGAACUGUGCUUCAUUUUUCUCGUCUUGUGUUUAGUAUAGUAUUUUUUUGGUAGUGGUUAGGAUGGGUCAGUUGAGUCUGUCGUGGUAGUAAUUGUGUUUCUGUUUCUCGUCCCAGUACUAAGAGCGUUUGUCCAUCCAUUUUCUAAAAUGUUAUGGAGUCUAUUUUGAUCA
Solanum dulcamara is the source of this 2551-nucleotide messenger RNA. Its product is annotated as heat shock protein 82. Gene Ontology annotation, biological process: protein folding; cellular response to heat; protein stabilization. The coding region runs from base 224 to 2335 and encodes 703 amino acids. The transcript is spliced from 3 exons. The record is from RefSeq and is a predicted model, not a curated record. Gene Ontology annotation, cellular component: protein-containing complex; cytosol; perinuclear region of cytoplasm. Gene Ontology annotation, molecular function: ATP hydrolysis activity; ATP binding; ATP-dependent protein folding chaperone. NCBI's taxonomy places the organism in Eukaryota, Viridiplantae, Streptophyta, Magnoliopsida, Solanales, Solanaceae.